This is a messenger RNA of Rattus rattus (black rat), 4339 nucleotides long. It is a transcript of the gene Scyl3, whose product is annotated as SCY1 like pseudokinase 3. Gene Ontology annotation, molecular function: ATP binding; protein kinase activity. The transcript has 14 exons. Lineage: Eukaryota; Metazoa; Chordata; Mammalia; Rodentia; Muridae. The record is from RefSeq and is a predicted model, not a curated record. Gene Ontology annotation, biological process: protein phosphorylation. Bases 437 to 2644 code for a protein of 735 amino acids.
UCAAAAGUAGCCGGUUAAAAACCCAAACAUUAAAACCAGGACGCCCCUGCGGUCGAGCUGGAAAUACACGCGGAGGUUUCCCGGCAGCCAAAGCCGUCUGCCGGGAGCAGGCGUGAGGCGCAGGCUUCCCUGGCGCCCACACCUCAACCCGGCACGCGCCCUCGCAGCACCUGUGCGGCCGCUCUAGCUCGGUUCCGGGUUCGCGCCUCGGUGGUGGCGUCGGAGGAACUGAAGGCCGGUCUGUUGACCCGCUUCCGGGCCCUUGUAGAGCCGCCUGAGCCCGGGCGUCAGGGGUGACUGUGGGUGGAGGAAUCGUGGUCUGAGCGUUGGAGCCAGCCGCGGGCGAAGAGGGAGCGGAGCCGCCAGCCUCCUCCCGCCGCCCGCAGAGCUGUUUGGAUUUGAGGAGAAGCAGCAGCACGGCCUCACGGCAGCAGGGAUGGGAUCAGAGAACAGCGCUUUAAAGAGCUACACACUGAGAGAGCCUCCAUAUACCCUACCAUCUGGACUUGCCGUUUAUCCCGCCGUACUGCAGGAUGGGAAAUGCGCUUCAGUGUUCGUGUACAAGCGAGAAAACGAAGACAAGGUUAACAAGGCUGCCAAGCACUUAAAGACACUCCGUCACCCUUGCUUGCUAAGGUUUUUAUCUUGUACUGUGGAAGCAGAUGGCAUUCACCUCGUCACCGAGAGAGUGCAGCCUCUGGAAGUGGCCUUGGAAACCCUGUCUCCUGCUGAAGUCUGUGCUGGGAUCUAUGACAUAUUGCUGGCUCUCGUCUUCCUUCAUGAGAGAGGACAUCUGACACACAACAAUGUCUGCUUAUCGUCUGUGUUUGUGAGUGAGGAUGGGCACUGGAAGCUCGGAGGCAUGGAGACUGUUUGCAAAGUUUCUCAGGCCACACCAGAGUUUCUCAGGAGUAUCCAGUCAGUAAGAGACCCAGCAUCCAUUCCUCCUGAGGAGAUGUCUCCAGAGUUCUCGGCCCUCCCAGAGUCCCACGGACACGCCCGCGAUGCCUAUGCCUUUGGAGCUUUGGUGGACAGCUUGCUCCCCAUCUUUAAUGAGCAGGUUUCAGCGGACGUUCUCUCCAGCUUCCUGCAGACCCUGCACUCAGCUCUGCUCAGUCCCACGCCAACAUGUCGGCCAGCACUCAGCACCUUACUGUCCCAUGAUUUCUUCAGAAAUGAUUUUCUAGAAGUUGUAAAUUUCUUGAAAAGCUUGACAUUAAAGAGUGAAGAUGAAAAGACUGAAUUUUUCAAAUUUCUGUUGGACCGAGUGAGCUGCCUGUCAGAAGAAUUAAUAGCUUCAAGAUUGGUGCCUCUUCUGCUUAACCAGCUGGUGUUCGCUGAGCCAGUAGCUGUUAAGAGUUUUCUUCCCUAUCUACUUGGACCUAAAAAAGAGAAUGCACCGGGGGAAACUCCUUGCUUGCUCUCGCCAGCGCUGUUCCAGUCACGAGUGAUCCCUGUGCUUCUCCAGUUGUUCGAGGUCCAUGAGGAGCAUGUGCGGAUGGUGUUACUGUCCCACAUCGAGGCCUAUGUGGAGCACUUUACUCAGGAACAGCUAAAGAAAGUCAUCUUGCCACAGGUACUGCUGGGCCUUCGUGAUACUAGUGAUUCCAUUGUGGCGAUCACUCUCCGGAGCCUGGCAGUGCUGGUGUCUUUACUUGGACCAGAAGUGGUUGUGGGAGGACAAAGAAGUAAGAUCUUUAAGCGCACUGCUCCAAGCUUUACCAAAACUAGUGACCUUUCCCCUGAAGGUUCCCCCAUGCAUGUUGUGUGCAGCCAGCAGAGUCGGAUCUCGAAAGUCUUGGAGAACCCUUCCUCUAAUGUAUUCCCUAAAUGGUUUUCUGGCAACAUGUCCAUCAAUAGCAGGAAGCACAUACAGGAAGAAUAUUACAGUACUCUUUUACACACAGGUGAUCAGUUUUCUCACACUAUUAAAUUCCCUAUGAAUGGACUCUCAGAUGUGAAGAACACUUCAGAGGACAAUGGAAGCUUCCCUGCAGGGUCUAAUAAGCCUGAAGAGUGGCCUGACUGGAGUGAGCCUGAGGAGCCUGAGCACCAGACGACCAGUAUUCACAUAUGGCCCCAAGAACCCUGUGACGUGGCAGAGACCCAGCCCACAAGUCUGAGCGCAGAGGAGUUGGCCUGGGAUGACUGUGAGUCUAGCUUUGGCCCUGAAGUCAACACAGCAGCCAGAGCCUCUGCUCCCAGGCCUGUCACCUCAGGGGAACAGACGCCCACUGCAGCUUUGCCUCCUCUCACUGAAGAGUCAAAGCCUGUGCAAUCCAGGCCUUCCUCAAAGACCAGUCCUAGACAGCAAGAGGAAGUCAAAGCACCCCAAGUGUCACAAGAAAGACCCCCGAAAGUUCGAUCAGAACUUGGUUUAGGAGAAGAGUUUACCAUUCAAGUGAAAAAGAAGCCAGCACAAGACCCUGAGCUGGACUGGUUUGCAGACAUGGUCCCAGAAAUUAAGCCUUCAGGUACUUUUCUUAUCUUGCCUGAACUAAGGACAGAAGGGAUGGUUCCUGACAAAGACACUGUCUCACCAGUGAUGCAGUUUUCCUCAAAGUUUGCUGCAACAGAAAUGACCGAGGGAGAGGCUGAAGGCUGGGAAGGAGAAGAGCUAGCCUGGGAAGAUGACAACUGGUGACAAUAAGGACGAACUUAGACUUCAGGAAGAAUUCUAAAAGAAAUAAUACCUCAAAGGAAGCUGCAUGGACGUAAAACCCCAAAGCAGCUUGAGUUCCAUGCCUGGAGCUCUUUUUUGCAGUCUGUGCCAACUCAAGCAGAGACCAAGCUCAGGUUGCUGACUAAGCCCUAGGUGGCAAAAGGCUCUCGGUGCCAGAUUCCAGGAGAGAGUGCCUGUGCACUGACUGCGGCCAGUUUCCAUACAGGCAAAUAGCUAAAGACGUGCUUUUUUCCAGGACAAUUCUGGAAGUAAAGAAAUAAAAAAAUUGAAGCUGGUAAGCUUAAUUUUGUGCCAUUUCUUUACAAGUAAAAGAGUAAGCUCUAUUAUGAAAUAACAAACUGGGGGAAAAACCUAGCUGUAAAUUAUAACUCCCAACUGCUAAGGCUUCUAGGCAGCUUAUCUGUUUACAGUUUGUCAUCUGAGAAAAGAAAGGUCUCUCCCCUUUGGACCUGCACAGUUACUGUUUCACCUGUAUUACACUGUACCAAAGCUCUCAAUGAGAAACACCCCACCCCAUUGCUCUCUAUGUCAAAUAAAGAUUAUUUUCACAUUUACAAAAGCUCUUUUAUGUGCUAUGAAAAUAUACAGGCAUAAUUUAUAUUCACAAUUUCAUUUACAAAAACAUCCAGGCAAGGCAUUUUGAAGAGUCAAACCCAGUUCUGUCCGAUACACAGUCUAUUCACCCUCUAAGCACACAGCAUUUUAGCUUCUCAAUCCUUUCUUGCAGUGCCCCCAGUUCCGACAGCAGCCAGGCUGGAGCACGAGAAUGUUUGAGUAAAGCCUCAGUUGUCUCCAAAGCCCUUGUUGCAGUCUGAAAUGCUGAUCUGUAUUCUUCUUCAAGGAGCAACUCCUGGCGGGCUCUCUUUGUGCAAGGCUGGAAAAUAAAGAAAACAUGAGUCAAGUGCUGCAUACUCCUUCUCAGAACAGCGGAGAGAGGCGGUAGUCACAGGGCCACAGAGGGCAGCCUCCCAACCUUAUCCUUAUCAGUAAUGACCCUAACGUGCUAACUGCUUUCCAUGUCCUAAUGGAAACGUGGCAGACAAGUACAAUCACCCUGUGUUAGGGUUCCCAAUGAUAAAUGCCGUCUUGCCUAACAGCUAUCCAUGAAUAGUCUGAAAAUAAGGAAAUAAAAUGUGAAUUUCCUAAUAAGUUCGUAAUCACUGAGAACCAUAAUAGUUUUCAGUGUGCUUUUGGAGCUAGCAAAGGAAAACAGGCUCAAAACGUCUAGCAUAGAGGGAGAAGAGGAACUGAGGUGAAACCCAGACAUGUCUAAUAACUGGUUUUUCAAAGGGAAGUCACAAUUUAAAUUCACAGGGCUCACGAACACCAUGAUUUAAGGUGAACUUUAUAUACAUUCAGGCCUACAGCUACAUCUAAGAAAACAUUCCUAUUGCACUGUAAACCUACAACACUGCUUUUCUUAUGGCCCUACAAUUCCCAAUUACCUAUGUUCAAAACACAAUUCUGAAUGAAUGUAGUGUCAAAUUUUUGCCAAUUAAUAAGUACACAUGAUAUUUGAGAAAAGUGAUUAUAAGGCUAGUUGGACAAUGAGAUGAACUGAACAAACUGAUAUCUGUGGGUCAGAAAAUGCAUUUAUGUCAUCGUUGGUACAAUAUGCAAUUACCAAUAAUAAAAAUAUAUUUGAUAUAAAGGUUA